UGCAAAACAGCUCCACCUGCUUAAUCUAGUAGGGUUGGAAAUGUAUUGUAGGCAUGGCUGGAAUUAUUUUUUAAUGUUUAAACUCUCACAAAUGCAGCAAAACAUGGCUCAGUGGGUUAAACAUUAGCCACUGUGGAUUACACCUUUUAAAAAGAGCCGUUAUGGUGUAGUAUGUUGGUCAUUCAACUGGUGGAUCAGGACCCACAUGUGGAUUGUACCCAGUGGCAUUGCCACUAUUUUGUUUGUUUGUUUUGUUUUAAGAGAAACAAUGAGAAAGGACAGAAAUAUAGAGGUCCUUCACCUCUUAUUGUUUAUCUAGAAGGGGGAUUGUAGCAACUUUAGCUUGUUACACAGAAAAAAGCAACAUCUAGGAAAAUUCCAUCUCUACACCACUAUUAAAGGUGCAGAACUCCUUCUGUUCUCCUUUGCAGCUAAUCACCUGAGAGAAAGGAGAAAGGGCCAAAAAUUUAAACUGGCAAAGUAGUGCAGAAUGGAUCUGAAAGACUACUGAUGUGGGCAAAAUGUCAAAUUAAGAGUGGGGAAACCUGGGUUUCAGUCCCCACUCAGCCAUGGAGUUCCUGGGCUAGUCAGUUUCUUUCAACCUAACCUACCUCACAGGGCUGUUGUAGGGAUAACAUGGGGAAAAUCACAUGUAAAAUGUCUGUCCUGUGUGCCUUGGAAGAAGAGUAGGACACAAAGUCAAUAAAUACAUAUUUAGCCCCUAUUUCUAUCAUUAGUAUCAAGCUUUUAGGCACCUGGGCAUCUAGGAUUUUCCCCACUAUUGACUAGAGACUUUGGCAGCUUUUUCUAUUUUAAUGAGGUAGAUACUGUGGUUGGUUGAUAGCAAUGUCUACUGUAAUGUGAGCAGAUGAAGUUCUACUUUUCUGAAACUGGGUGAGAGGUAGAAGACCAAGGCCAUUGUUACACAAAUGUUGGUUUAUGUUGUAAACUGAGCCUCCUUCCCACAGGAGCAGCUGUGUUCUGAUGGCAUUUUCUUGUGAACUGGUGUCCUGCCUUGGAUUGAGUCCUCUUCAUCUAAUAUGAGCUGAAAGUCGUAACUAUUGUGGCUGCUCUGUGUUCAGAUUGGAGGCUGCGUAGAUUGGUGAUCUACAGCCUCUGUAUAAACGACAUAUGGAGGUGGGUCAAGCAUCAUUUACUGACAUUCCCUGCAUGGAGAUUAGGAAGGAACCCUGAAAUUCUUUGCAUUUAAUUUUCCUUCCCUUGUAUCUGCAUCACUGGCUCUUGGACUCUCGUAAGCCCAACCUUUUGCACGUUAACUUUCACCAGCGAAAAGCCUGGCCUUUCCUUGAGAAUUAUGAGGCGUGACAGGCCACAAGAGCGGGCAGCCAGCUGGCCAGCAGAACAUAUCAAGGUGCUCCUUGCCCUGUGGACUGAGGCAGCAGUCACUCACGAUCUGAGUUCCCAUGGGAGGAACCGCGCAGUGUAUGAUGGCAUUUCCCAACGCCUGGCGGAAAUGGGCAUUUACCGGACUGGAGACCAGUGCCGGGAGAAGAUGAAAGGCCUGAAAGUGGCCUACCGCAAAGCCAAAGAAAAUAACUCUGUGGGGCGGCCACCCAUCAAGUGUCCCUUCUAUGAUGAGAUCGACCAGAUCAUGACGCAGUAUAUCAAUUGCAGGCCAGGCUUUCCCUCUGAGGCCGGUGAAGGGUCCAGCAUCAUUGCAGACAGACAAGAAGGCCUCCCCAUCUCUGAGCCCUGGGGAGCCCAGUCUGGCAUCUCUGACCGUUGGGGAUCCCAGUCUUCUGGACACUGGUUGUCACAGACUGCUGCUUCAGAAAGCCAAGGGACUGAUGAAUUCAGCUAUGCCCAGGCAGAGUCUCAGGAUGCCUUUGGUGAGAUUCAAGUCAUCCCAGUUCAGGUGAAGGAAGAAGAAUCGGAGGAUGAAAUAUCACCUGAGCUCGAUGUGGCCUCUCCUAUAGUGAUGGAGACCCAGCCUGCGCCAAGACAUCUCAUCUCUAUGCUCGACCAACGCCCUCACCUCCGAACCCGGAAGCAAAAGGCUCAGGGGGAUGGGCAGUCAGGCUACCAAAGGGGCACUGGUCAGAAAUACAACCGUUCUCAUCAGCUGGAGUUGCAGAGGAUGCAGAGACAGGUGGCCAGCCAAGCUGAGGAGAAGCAGAGUUUAGUGGAGUUCAUCCAGCACGACAGGGAGAUGCGCCGGGAGGACCGGGAAUUCCAUGCCCAGCUCUUCGAGAAGCUUUUGCAGAAACAGACUGAGCUGGUCCAGGCACUGACUCAACGGCCUCCUGCCAGUCCUACUUCCACUGCCUGUACUAACGCUGUGCAGACCACGCAGGUGCCCACUAAGGGUGGAGCAGGAACAACCACAGGCCCAGGCUUACAGUUGCAGGCUUUGCUGGAGCAGAUCAUGCAAGCUGAAGGCUCAGGGAAAGGUCUAAGCAGGCUUGCUGGGAAGGAGGCACUCGGAGGAGCUGUAAAAGUGCCUCCAGAAGUGCAGUAUUGGACUGCCGAAGAGAUACUAAGGUGGCUGCUGUCUCAGCAGUCUCCUGGGGAUCAAGGCCAAGAGGUUCUGUCAGCCCUCAGGCCUCCUCCUGCUGGAGGGCAAGUAGGAGCAAGUGGAAAGGGUGACAGUCCAGAGGCAGAUCUCUCGGUUUUGAAUCCGUUAUGUGAUUCCUACCAGAGUUCUAGGCAGCUAGGUAAAGGACAACUUCAUAGCAGGAUCCAGCAGCUCUGUGGCAGCAACUGUGCUAAAGCGCCAGAAGCAAAUGUAGACCUAGAGACACACCGUCGGUCUUUCAGACAGUUCUGCUACCAGGAAGCCCAGGGCCCCCAAGAGGUGUACAGGUGCCUGUGGGAACUUUCCCAUCAGUGGCUGAGGCCAGAGGUCUGCACGAAAGAGCAGAUCAUGGAGCUGCUGGUUGUCGAACAGUUUUUGAGUAUCCUGCCCGAAGAGAUCCAGACCUUGGUACGCGAGUGUCAGCCAGAAAACGGCAAGGAGGCUGUGGCCUUGGCAGAAAGGUUCCAGCUUCACUUUGAGUCCAAGAGGCAACGGGACAGGACACGGGUAGCCUCUGAGGACAUGGUUACAGAUUCUCCUCAAGGAGAACUGGACGAGGAUCAAAGACAACCCUGCAUCAAAGACAGUCCAGAGAAGCCCAGGAGGACUGGUGUACUCGGUACAGAAGCGCACCUUCAGCUGCGGAAGAGGCCAAAGCUGGGUCCGAGGGAACGGAUUGUGUCCAAGCAAGAUGGAGAAUGUGGAGAGGCCGCAACAAAGCAAAGGAGGCAGGACCGUAGCUUAGAGGAGCAGGAGGCAACUGAGGCGGGGGAUAAAGCCAAGCAGACGCCGACCCCUGUGCCAGGAAAGCAUGCUGGGAAAGCAAGAGGGCGGGGAAGAUCGAUGUCGGGGCAUACUAUGGCUGUGGCUGGGGAGAGCCCUGCUGAAGGGGAAGCCAAGAUGAAAGGCAGUGGCAGCAUUUCUGAAACUCUGAAUGGGAUAAUCUCUUCCAAUGCAUCAUGUGAGCAGAAGACCCCAACUGGCCGUGGGCCAUCUCGCUUGGUUUUUGACAAGGAGGGCACAGUGUCCAGCCCCCAGCAAAGGCAUGAUGGCCACCUGUCUCCCGAGGCAGACGGACCUUCGCUCAGUGACAGCACUGACAUGUUGCUCGAUUCUCCUUGGAGCGGAAAUGGCAGCGGUGACGUGGCCCACAACGGGCCAUCUGGCUCCAGGGGGCCACCGUCCUGUGCCGGCUGCACCGUGCUGAAGGCGGAGCUGGACACUGUACGCGAGGAGCUCCGAGUCACUCAAGCUUCCACACUGUAUGGACUGAGUGGUACCUCUUUACAAGACCUGUCGGAGGCUCUUGGCACAAUUGUGCACAUCCUCAACAACAGCAGGUCCCUGUCCAUAACAAACACAUCCCAGAAUGUUGCUGAAAUCCCCAAUAGGCCACUGUGGCGAGAAAGAAACCAUUUCUGAAUGUCAAAUGGGCUCAACUUUCCCCAGCGCUAAGGCAACUGAGAAAUUCAGCAGCAAAACUGACCACGUUAGGAUGAAGAGCUGAAUUUAAAGAGGGAGAAAACAAAGAAAGAACAUCCUCAGUUCUUGUCGUCUGAGACUUACAACCAGUGUUCCCUCUAAUUUUUCUUUUGUGUGUGGAAUGAGUUUUGUUCUCGGUGGCAGUAUCAAGGCAGUGUGUGCGUACAUGCAUUCAGGAUGGGGCCUUCCUGAUUCAACCUGAGCAGGAUCUAAAAUUAACUGAGUGGACAUCAAGAAAACUUGUGUGCGCGCACACAUGCGCAUGCCUUAGAGGGAACACUGCUUACAACUGACCUCGCUUCCUUCAUCCUCUCCACCCUCCCUGCUCCUUAAGCCUCAUGUAAAUUGUCCAAACUGCAGCAAGACUUAGAUGCUCAGGAGCUGAUGCUCUUUUCCUGCUGUGGUGCAGAUGUUGACUCUCAUUACUUUCUUUGCCUUUUUAAUGUUACCAUAGAUUUUGUCUGUCUGUUUUUUAUACAGUAGCAGCUGUCUCUUCCCUUUCCUGCUUGGAUCUAAAUAAAGCAAUUGGGAACGUC
Hemicordylus capensis (graceful crag lizard) is the source of this 4554-nucleotide messenger RNA. RefSeq lists its product as uncharacterized. Lineage: Eukaryota; Metazoa; Chordata; Lepidosauria; Squamata; Cordylidae. The record is from RefSeq and is a predicted model, not a curated record. Bases 1316 to 3958 code for a protein of 880 amino acids. The transcript is spliced from 6 exons.